GGAUUGCUGGUGAGAUUCACACACGCAUUAAUUGUUGUAAAAUAGCACUUGUUGAUUGCAAACAAGUUCUCAUUGUCCCCAGCUGUGCGACGACGGACAACAAUAAACUAAAGAAAUAUAGUCACAUUGAUAGACUGAGGGACAGAUACUUCUCCAGGCCGGCUCUCAAAGGCCUCCUCAAUGGACGCACUGAAAAAAGAUAUUACUAUUUACUGCCGCUGGGGUCUGUUUGGUGUGCAAGUUAAACUUUGGCCGGGAGUCUAUUGUCUCCAAUGUCUAUCAUUUAAUGGGAACUUUGACAUAAUGAAUGAAGGGGUUCCACCUUCUGUCCCGCAGAAAGAGCCCACUCUUAUCAGAGCGCCGCGCCUCGGCCAAUCACAGACUCCCAGGGAAAGAGCGCAUUGUUUUCUUUGUGUUUUUUAAUGAAGUUAACUCACACACCAGUGGGAGAAACUCUACACUCCAGAAUGAUCUCCUAAAACGAACGAGGUACCUGAAAGACAUGGCUGGAUUUCCUCCGAGGCAUCCUGGAUUUGGGAAUUCCGGGAAGUGUUUUCUCAUAGAGAAUCUGCUGCGUCCGGGAAGUUCCUCACCUGCAGCAGGUGUGCGUUUCCCCGCUCUGAGUCUGAUGCUGAAGUGUGUUUCUCACAGCGGGGCCCCUGAGGGCCACAAGGGCCAGCAAACGAAGGACGGGGACGUUAUUCAGCCAACGCCAGUUAUAAUGGCUGGUGUCGCUCUGCCCUGCUGCUCUGGAUCUGGAUCUGUGAUGUCAUCUACUCCUCUGUUCCCUAGGGGCGUCGGGUCUGUACUGUGGAGUCCAGUGCUGAACUCCAGGUCUCGGCCGGGAAUCCUGCGACGAGCAGUGUUCUCCGAGGAACAGAGACGAGAGCUGGAGAAAACCUUCCGCAAACAGAAAUACAUCAGCAAGACAGACCGCAACAGACUGGCCACGGACCUCUGUUUGAAAGAGACACAGGUGAAGAUCUGGUUCCAAAACCGCAGAAUGAAGUGGAGGAACUCCAAAGAGAAGGAGAGCUCGUUCUCACGGCCGCACAUGGAGCGACUGAUGGUCUGGAGCCAAUCAGAACCAGCCGACACGACACAUGUGACACACACUCACCUGUACACAGACGAGCGCUGCAAAGAUGAUUUAUGACACACUCUUCUUCAAUUCAGAGACUCUUGGUGCAAAACAUGGAGAGCUGGAAAAUAUUGCUGUUUCUGCAAAACCUGGACAUUUUACAAUUGUGAUGUACUGUGGAAAAGUCACAAGUUUCGGUAACACUUUACAAUAAAUGCAUUAAUUAACAAUGCGCAAUACAUCUGUUACAAUAUUUGUCCAAUAAAUAAUAUUAAAGCUAGGGUAGGCAAUUUUGGAGAAGCUAGCAUCAAAAAUCACAUAUUAUAUAAAAACAGUAUGUGCUCGCAGGUAUGCAAAUACAUACGUUGACAGGCAGGAAGGACAUCCUAUCAUUGCAUUCGGACUGAAUUCACCGAUUGGACAAACAUUUUUGGUCCACAGAUCCACAGAUGAUAUAUAUAUGUACAUUUAAUAUUCAGACCACUUCUAUUAUUGUUUGCUAUCAGGAUGUGAAGAUGUUUUAACCAGUAUAACAAAAAGUGUUUGUGGAAAAACAUUGCCUACCCUACCUUUAACUUUUGAUUUUAAAUAAUGCAUUAGUAAAUCUUGAAAUUAACAUAAACUAAUAUUAAUAAAUGCUUUAGAAUAUUUGUUGUUGUUAGUUCAUGUUGUAUUAACUAAUGUUUAUUGUAAAGUGUUACUGAAACAAGUCAUGAAAUUUCACUGGUGCAAAAGUGUUGGAAAAUAUGGCAAAUGUGAAUAAUUCAACUGCUCUUUAUCUUAAUUUUGUCUUUGAGCUUAACUUGCAUAAAGUGUACAUUGUAAAUUCUGAAUUACGAUUAGUUGAGAAGCUUUACUUUUUAAAUAAAAUGAGUUGAAACUGA
Messenger RNA from Ctenopharyngodon idella (grass carp), 1965 nucleotides. RefSeq names its product developing brain homeobox 2 (gene dbx2). The record is from RefSeq and is a predicted model, not a curated record. Bases 308 to 1156 code for a protein of 282 amino acids. Gene Ontology annotation, biological process: regulation of transcription by RNA polymerase II. The transcript is spliced from 4 exons. Lineage: Eukaryota; Metazoa; Chordata; Actinopteri; Cypriniformes; Xenocyprididae. Gene Ontology annotation, molecular function: DNA binding; DNA-binding transcription factor activity, RNA polymerase II-specific.